Molecule: messenger RNA, 1389 nt
Organism: Humulus lupulus (European hop)
Lineage: Eukaryota; Viridiplantae; Streptophyta; Magnoliopsida; Rosales; Cannabaceae
Product: 15-cis-zeta-carotene isomerase, chloroplastic
Exons: 4
Coding region: 167-1309 (380 amino acids)
Biological process (GO): carotene biosynthetic process
Cellular component (GO): chloroplast
Molecular function (GO): 9,15,9'-tri-cis-zeta-carotene isomerase activity
Source: RefSeq, a predicted model, not a curated record
AUGCCUGCAAUACGCCACGUCCCCACCCCAGCUGCAAUAAGAUAUCUCCACUAACUGUCCAAAACCACCACUCAACAGCAUACCUUCUUCCAGAUACCUUCUUAAUUAAUCUCUCUCUUAAGUUAAAACCAAACCUCCCAUCUAAUCAAAUGACAUCCCACUAACAAUGGCGGCCUCCUCUUCCUCUCUCACUUCUCUCUUUUCGAUCCCAUCUUCCUCCAUCCCCCACCGUCCCCGCCAUGCCCGCAACCUUCUCACCAUUCCAUCCACUACCCUCCUCAGACUUGCCAAAUUCCCCAAUUCUACCCUCCUUCCGCUGAAACCUAUUCCUAAUCGUCUUCAGCUCACUCUAGUUCCCUUUCUGAGUUCUUCCGCUGGAUCCCGCCUCCCCGGUAGCUCCGUCGGAAACGCUGAAACCGACGGUGAAGAUCCACCGCUGGUCGGCGAGGACUCUGCUGUCUUCGACUUGGCCAAGCAGAAGUUAUCUUCGUGGGUUUACUUCGCUGGGAUACUGGGAACAGUUUUAUUCGUGCUCGACGUUGCCUGGCUCGAUAACUCUACUGGUUACGGAAAAGCCUUUAUUGAUGCCGUUUCGGGACUCUCUGAUAGCCAUGAGGUUGUAAUGCUGCUUCUCAUUGUAAUUUUUGCCACCGUGCACAGUGGCUUGGCCAGUUUAAGAGACAUGGGUGAGAAACUCAUUGGAGAACGGGCUUUCCGUGUUUUGUUUGCUGGGACUUCUUUACCAUUGGCUGUCAGUACUGUUGUGUACUUUAUUAACCACAGAUAUGAUGGGCAACAACUAUGGCAGCUCCAGGGUGUUCCCGGGCUCCAUCAGUUUCUAUGGCUUUCUUCUUUUGUUUCCUUCCUCUUCCUCUAUCCAUCCACUUUUAAUCUACUAGAGGUGGCAGCAGUUGACAAGCCCAAAAUGCAUCUUUGGGAAACUGGGGUAAUGAGAAUCACAAGGCAUCCUCAGAUGGUUGGACAGGUUAUUUGGUGCAUUGCUCACACGAUAUGGAUAGGGAACACUGUGGCAGUGGCAGCCUCAGUUGGCUUAAUUGGACAUCAUCUUUUUGGUGUUUGGAAUGGUGACAGAAGAUUAGCCAUAAGAUAUGGGGACAAUUUUGAGGCUGUGAAGAGAAGAACUAGUGUCGUACCCUUUGCAGCCAUUCUUGACGGGCGACAAAAGUUGCCGAAAGAUUAUUAUAAGGAAUUUCUUCGGUUACCAUAUGUAGCCAUCACUGCAGUAACGAUAGGUGCAUAUCUUGCACAUCCUCUAAUGCAGGCAGGCAGUUUUGGACUUCAUUGGUAGGGUGACUGAUUUUAUUUUGUAACUAAAAGAUGAACAAGAUAUGAUUUACAAUAAAAUUAAGCAUAUAAUUGUCUUCUUUA